Malaya genurostris is the source of this 741-nucleotide messenger RNA. RefSeq lists its product as uncharacterized. Gene Ontology annotation, molecular function: nucleic acid binding. The transcript has 2 exons. Lineage: Eukaryota; Metazoa; Arthropoda; Insecta; Diptera; Culicidae. The record is from RefSeq and is a predicted model, not a curated record. The coding region runs from base 1 to 741 and encodes 246 amino acids. Gene Ontology annotation, biological process: DNA integration.
AUGCAUUUGGAAGCUGUGUCGAAUCUAUCAACGGAUGCAUGCCUGGCAGCUCUCCAGCGGUUUGUGAGCAGAAGGGGAUUGCCGAGAAAGGUAUUUUCCGAUAAUGCCACCAAUUUCGUCGGUGCGAACAAUGAGUUAGCGAAAUUGGCCGAUCUUUUUGAAAGUGAAAUGCAUAAGAAAAAAUUGAAUGGCUUUUGUGCUAAACGGAACAUUGAGUGGUCAUUUAUUCCUCCUCGUAGUCCUCACUUUGGGGGACUAUGGGAAGCUGGUGUGAAGUCAACUAAAUUCCAUCUGCGCCCAAUACUGGCGGACCACAAGCUUUCAUAUGAAGAAUUGACGACCGUUUUGGCGCAAAUUGAGGCGAUAUUAAAUUCGCGUCCAUUGAUUCCAUCGUCAGACGAUCCAAACGAUUUGACUGCUAUUACGCCAGCUCAUUUUUUUAAAGGUAGAGAGUUUCAAGCAGUUCUCGAGCCAUCAUACGAACAUGUCAAACUUGGUAGACUAUCACGAUGGCAGAUUCUGCAAGACCUAAACAGAAGUAUUGGCGUACCUGGUCAACAGAUUAUCUUCAAGGGCUUCAACGACGACAACUGGAAUCUGGCUCGUAUAAUAGAGUUGCAUCCAGGCAAGGAUGGUCACGUGCGAGUGGUGACUUUGAAAACGAAUGAUUCUGUCAUCAAACGGGCAGUGAAAAACGUAUGUUUGUUACCACUUGAUGAUGAAGAAUUGGAUGCAUCAUAG